UGCAGUGGUCUCACCCAUCAAGGUCAGUAAGGUCAAACCAAGAUGGCGACCACCAGGAAGAAAAACGACGAUCGGCUGUUCAGCGCGAUGCUCUCGUCCCUCGCCAACGUCAUUCUCGUCGAUCCCCACAAGCGAAUCGUGGUCUACUGGUUCGUGCUUAUCCCUCUGUCCAUCCUUCAUGAUCUCAUCCCCCUUCCCGAGUCGUAUUUCUCCUACAAGGGCAACGUUCUCAACCAGUACUUCGUGAAACUCUCGUGGGCCUGGACUUUGCUCGUGACUACGCUGUUCGUAUCGUUGACAAGUUACGUGUACACACUGACUGACACGUCAGCGGUCCUGAAGCACCUGUCACGGCUCCUGGUGGGAACGACCAUCUGGUUCGUCUUCACGUCUGUUUUUGACACCGUUCUACAUUACACAGGGAGUUGUACCGACGCGGAGUACACCGACAAGCGAGCGUGUGUGAAAGCUGGCUUCGCCUGGGAUGGUUUCGACAUCUCCGGCCACGCCUUCCUUCUCAGCUACUGCGCCCUGCUCAUCACCUCGGAGCUGUCCGUCUUAAAGACGUGGGACACAAUCCAAGAAACCCUCGAAGAAGAGGCGAACAACGAAGAACGCUCGAAAAAGAAGAAAGGUAAUAAAAGGAAAAUCGAGAAGCCAGACGAACGCGAAACCAGUCUGGAGUGGUUCUAUCGUCUAACCCCGGCCAUCUCUGUACUGUUCGGAGUCCUGUGCUCGCUCACCCUUCUGUGGGAGUUUAUGCUGAUGACCACGGCGAUCUACUUCCACACCAUCAGCCACAAGUUGAUAGGCCUGGCCUGUGGGACGCUCUCCUGGUAUUACACCUACGGCAGGUGGUACAAGCACGCCUUUCCGGGCCUACCAGGGGAGGGCCCGCUACAGAAGGGGGGAAAACGCGACAGGCAUAUAUUGUAACACACGAUGUAGUGAAGAAAUUGGCUAUAUUUUAGGAUUACAAAAUGAUACGUAAUAAUUUGGUGAAGUACAUUGUACUGUGUGUAAAUGAACUGUUUGAUUUUGUUGUGGUUUGAUUUAGCAAAUACCACUAUCUAUUUUCUGAAUUAUUUAUUGUUUUAGUGUACAGCCUUCAAUUUCCAGUCUAGUAGAUCUCGCCCUUUUAAUGUACGAAAUUUGAGUGAAGUAUGCUUUAAUUUGUGUGUACUUAGUCUUAUCCCCAUUGACUUAGUGAUGUCAAUGCAUUUCUAGUGAAAUAGGAGCAAGUAAACCUCACCACUUCCCUCCCUCCUACUAGUCCAAAGGGAGCGGCUCUUAAACCCCCCGAGAGUUUUGUGUUACGUAUAAUAUGAUAUACAAAUGAGCGAUGGACAAACGAUGGACGUUAAUCUUUCACUUCGAAAAUCCAACAUGCUUGAAAUGGAAUGGCCUUAGAUGGGCUUAAGACAAAAAGAAAAUGCAAACAUUAGAACAUUGCAGCCCUGAUUGUUUUUACGAUAUGACUAUGUUAGCGUUCAGUUGUACAACUGUACAAACAUAUUUCCCUUGUACGCGCCCUCCUCCUGACCUGACUUGAUUCAGAUUAAUUGUUCAGAUUAACAGGAAGAACAUUGUGUGCACAGGACGCCCAUGCCUUCCUGUUCACACAAGGACUACCUUGUUUACCUCCUUGCUUUGGAAUGUAACUAAUUGCGUGGGCGUUGUCUAAACGCAUGGAAAACAGAUUUAGGUAAAGUAUUUCUUAAAAAUCUAGAACCUCUGUGCUACCUCUGUUGUUUGGUGGAUUGUUGAAUGUUUUGUUUGGGCGUGGUUGAUAGCUGGGGACUGUUUCGUAGCUCAGUAGUAUUGAUCUAGGUAUAUAGUUUAAUUGUUUAUUGUUGGCGUACACAGUUUGUUCAGCGCUACUGCAGAACCUAUUCCUACUGGUAAGGUUUGUAAUGAAGAAUUAUGGCUUUGAUUAACUGAUUAAUAAAACUUUUUUUUGUAUGAU
This is a messenger RNA of Branchiostoma floridae (Florida lancelet), 1966 nucleotides long. RefSeq names its product fat storage-inducing transmembrane protein 2-like. NCBI's taxonomy places the organism in Eukaryota, Metazoa, Chordata, Leptocardii, Amphioxiformes, Branchiostomatidae. The record is from RefSeq and is a predicted model, not a curated record. Gene Ontology annotation, biological process: lipid droplet organization; lipid storage; phospholipid biosynthetic process. Gene Ontology annotation, cellular component: endoplasmic reticulum membrane. The transcript has a single exon. Bases 43 to 936 code for a protein of 297 amino acids.